AUGAUGCCUCUUGUCUGUGGGCGAGUUGACGAGAAGCCUCAAACUGCCUUUUGGCUUGUUACCCAAUUUUGGUCCAUAUUUGUCCGGACCUGCCUGCCUGUGUCUUGUUCGUCUUAUGAGUCUCGUGAUGAGGGCGAAAAUGACCGAUCGAUCUGGCUCACUGUUAAAGCAUCCGGUGGCUUUAGCCUAUGCUUGAAGCGUCCUAUCGAUCGCUGUCAGGCCGGACGAGUCCUGCGACUGUCUCGUCUCUUUUGA
This is a messenger RNA of Protopolystoma xenopodis, 255 nucleotides long. NCBI's taxonomy places the organism in Eukaryota, Metazoa, Platyhelminthes, Monogenea, Polystomatidea, Polystomatidae. The record is from the annotation of a GenBank genome assembly.